UUUCCACCCGGUCGACCAUUUUUAACGCAACUGGCAUUGCGCAUGUUUUCUGACGGCUGUCCUCUAAAUCUAAACAUUUAAAGUACACGCUACUGUUACCAGAACUUACUGCAAACAGAGUUGCCGUGAAUGAAGGAUUUUUUUAGGGAGUUGACAUGACUGCUCGCGGGACACCGAGUCGUUUUUUACAGAGCGUUCUCCAUAACGGAGUGGGUCGCUAUGUGUGUCAGUUAAAGCGAAUAUCUCUCGUCUUCUCAAAGAAAGGACAAGGCUCUGUAGGAGUCAGGGACUUCAUUGAGGAAGGUGUGGUGGACUUUGCCAAGAAUAACCCAGGAAUUGUGGUUUACAUCUCUCCUCAGUCCUGCGGGAUUCCCAAAAUAGUUGCAGAAUAUUUGAAUGGCAAAGUCCAAGAGGAGACGCUCACCAACAAAACAUCUCAGCAAGUUACUGAACUCAUAACCAAGUUAUCCAACCAGUCAGGACUAGACAUCAUCCGCAUUCGUAAACCCUUCCACACAGACAGUCCGAGUAUCCAGGGCCAAUGGCACCCCUUUACCAAUCGAACUCCCAGCAUUGAUCCAGUUGGCCCACAAACAAAAUAAGGACUUUGCUGUUAAGUCAGUGGUUUUGUAUUUAUUUUCAGACUGAUGUUCAGAUUUGCUGGUAAACCUCUGCCACAGCUCCAACACUGGCCCACAUUUAACAGUACUAAGAUGAGUUGCAUGUCUUCAAAUAGGACUCAUUACUGGACUGAUAAGAUGUUUUUUAUGGUUUAAGAGGUUUGUGUAAGAUAAAAUUGUACCAGGCAGUAAGACAUUCAUGCACUGAAAAUGCACCUGUUUGCCUUUGGGAAAUAAAGUUCUGAAUUGAUGAUCUGAUGACAGA
This is a messenger RNA of Paramisgurnus dabryanus, 885 nucleotides long. RefSeq names its product mitochondrial ribosomal protein L43 (gene mrpl43). Gene Ontology annotation, molecular function: structural constituent of ribosome. NCBI's taxonomy places the organism in Eukaryota, Metazoa, Chordata, Actinopteri, Cypriniformes, Cobitidae. The record is from RefSeq and is a predicted model, not a curated record. Gene Ontology annotation, cellular component: mitochondrial large ribosomal subunit. Gene Ontology annotation, biological process: mitochondrial translation.